AUGGGCGACAACUUUGAAAACUUUUUAAAUGAACAGAAGGCGAAGUUAGCAUCAGAUAAAGCGAAUUAUGUGCCUUACAUGGAAAUGAAGACCAAGGAAGACUACAUAAACACAGAGAAGGAGAACACUGAGCCUGCCAGUGGGCCGUCACCAUAUAAACAGAACAAAGAUGGAUUUGGUCUAAUUUUGCAGCUAGGAGAGGAGUAUGACAAGAAGAAACAACAGCUAAAACAGGAGCUUCGUGAGGACUACAUUCGCUAUGUCUCAGAGAAAGAACAUUUGAUUGCAGACAAGCCAGGCCCAGAGUCUCAACUAGGGUCUCUUCCCAUUAAAGAAAGGAAAUCUGCAAAGGACAAACUACGAGAUGAGAGAAACAAGGAAUACAUUCUUUUCCUUAAAGGGCAAGGGGGAGCAAGAAAAACAAGGAACUCUUCCUUUGGUACUCCACAGGCACGGGACAGCGACCCUAUUUGCUCAAAGCCUCCAUUACCUCCCUCUGACAACGCAGCAGAGCAGGAUCAGGCUAGAGCUUUAACCCCAGAGAGGUUGCUGUCCUCCAGAAAGGACGCUGCCACCCUGACAGAACCCAGGAGCAGGGUGUAUCAGAGGCCAAGGCGACGCAGACGCUGGGUGGAGAGCCCAGAAACCUCUGAGGGGAGGCUGAGAAAGCACAUAGAUUCUUACAGCUCCGAGGAAGAACCUGAAUUGGAAGAGGACGAGGAAGAGUUGGAGCAGCUGUACAAGAGGAGGUCCAGACAUAGACGGGAGCCUGUACAAACUGACAGGAGAGAAAAAAGAACUGCUCAUGAGAGGAGAGGAGUGGAUACUCAGGCUGUUAAUGAAGAGGUGCACCAAGAAGAGAAUAGAAGAACUUUGUCAGCAUCAUUCAAUCCCAAUCCGCAGGACCUGGAAAAGACUGCAGAGAGAUCCAAGUCGGCUUCCAACCAGAACAUGGCCGAAUUUGCCACGGGGCUCCUGAUCGGAGCUGCAGAGGGAGGUGAGGCUGCUCAGAGGAGAAAGGAGCGGUAUAGACAGGAACUGCUGGAGCAAAUGGCCGAGCAGCAAAAGAACAAAAGAAGGGAAAAGGAGCUGGAGUUGAGAGUAGCAGCUACAGGAGCUGUUGACCCAGAAAAACAGACUCUGAAAUGUGCAAUGUGUCUUCUCUCUCACUGUAUCUAAUAGCCUGAUCGUAUCAAACAGUUUGGUGCGGUAAAUCGGGAAUAUGAAAGCAGGAAAAGAGACGCUCCUUACAGGCCUGGGAUCGGUCUGAACGCUUUAAGGAGCGACUCAGAUAGGGGUUCACGCGAAGAGAAGCCGUCCCUGGAUGAGACGGCUCCCCCGGAGAGGCCCCGUGCGGCGUUCCAGUCACCACCCCUGGGCUACAACGCCGCCCUGAGCCUGCAGGCUGCGGCGGGAGAUGCAGGGUUAGGGACAGGAGCUGGUCUGGGUGUUAGUGAAGUAAGCCCCAUCAAUGAUGACUUCCACAGAAGACUCUCAGGUACUCUGGGAGACAUUAUGGCUCCGAGAAUCAGAAGUGUCCCGCUGCCUUUGGCACCCACGCUAGCAGACACGUACAGAACUCCAUACGAUGAUGCUUACUACUACUAUGGGGCCAGAAAUCCCCUGGAUCCCAGUCUAACCUACUGUGAGUUUGAAUGGCUUUUCAGUGCCAUCGCACAAGUGAAUAGUCAGCAGGGCAUUGGUCCACCUGGAGAGGGUUCAGGGGUCUAUUCUACAGAGAGACCCAAACAGACCAAAGACAGUGUCCUGAAUUACCAAGAUGCUCUUAAACAACAGAUCCAGGAAAGACAGGAGCGAAAGAGGCGAGAGAGAGAGGAGAGGGAGCGCUACGACGCUAAACUGGAGGCGGAGAUGAAAGCCUAUGAGCCGUGGGGGCGGGGAGGGGGUGGAGCUCCACUGAGAGAUGACCGGGGCAACCUCAUCAGUGACCUGAGACACAUGCACAGGUCAAAUGAGGAGGCCUACGUGAACCCUGAAUAUCGGGACAGAAGAGCCGUGACGUCCAUGUCAAAAGGAGAGGACAGGAUUCCCUCUACUCACAGACUGUCGGAUUUCUCCGCGGCUCAGCCGUCGCCACACGCUCGAGGCAACGUCUUCGCAGAGCUGCCUACACCUCAGCAACUACACGAACAAGACAAGUACAGGGAUUACCUGAGACAGCAGAUCGAGGAGAAACGGAGAAAGGAUGCAGAAGAGAAGGAGCGUCUGAGGCUUGAGACGGAGAGGGAGGAGAGGAGAUUGGCUGAACAGAGGGCUCGUAUCCAGAAGGAGUACGAGGAGGAGCAGGAAAAGAAGAAACGCAAGGAGAUGGAGCAAAUAGCCAAAAAUGAAGAGCUGGUUCGUCAGGCAGAGGAACGGCGCAGAGAGGCUGAACGCAAGAAGAAAGAGGAGGACGAGAGAGCGACCGAGGCCUUGAGGAAGCAGUACGAGAGAGACAGACAAACUCGUCUGGAGGAGAUUCACAGAGAGCCGUCGCCACCCAUCCCGACCCUGCAGAGGAAGUUGGGUCAGCAGCGUUCUCCCAGACCACUGAGCGUAGAGAGCCGUCGAUCUGCUGCCUCUCUGGCUGCGAGGUCGAGGUCUGCCCCUCACUCUCCCCCCGUGCCCGCGCGGAGGAAUCAGCUCCGAGCAACAGAGGAACAGCAGGGUGUGAUCAGUGAGCUAUCAGCUCUGCGUAAGCAGCUGCGCAGUGAACAGAGACGUGUGGAGGACCAACUGCUGCAGUCUGACAGAGACGAUGUCAUCACCCCUGUUUAUCAUAAAGAGCGACCUCCGGCGGAUGUUUUUGACAUGGCCAGACUGCGUAUCCAGGUGCCUGCCAGGAGACCCCCCUCAAAAACCAAAGCACCAGUUAACAUUCAGAAUAUACUGGACUUCAACCAGCUCAAGUAUAGAGACAGUGUGUCUCGUGAGGAACUGCGACAUGCAUUUCCUGACCCACCCAGUGAUGAUCACAGUCUGGACAUCCAGCAGCAGGCUCUUCUCAGAGAACAGCAACGCAAGAUCAGCAGCCUGAGAACAGCCAGAGGAGCUGAUUACUUUGACCUGUCAUCUCCUGUGAAACAUCAUCAUCAUCAUCAUCAUCAGUUGAGGGAGAACUCUGCUGGAGACCCAGGGAGAGGUUCUCUAUUAGAGGCAGAUAGUGCUUUUAUUGAUCCCAGUGGAGACGUGUACACGGAGCCGCCCCCCCCUGAGCAGAGGGCUCGACAGAACUCCGCCAGAGACAGGAGGCGGGCCGCCAGGAAGACAGACUUCGGUGAUGACGCCCAGUCGCUCCAGUCCAUCAGCAGCUUUAACGUAGAGAGUGUUAUGGAGCGAAACCAGCGGCGGAUGAGAAGACUGGAGGACAUGAGUGAGAGGGACUGGAGAUCUGAGGAGGUGUCAGGGGAUGAGGGGGACGAUUUUUGGGACCAGCCUCUGCCUCCUCACACAGACAGACGUGUUUCUGUGGACACGGUUGCCACAGAGCCUUGGCUAAGGCCUGGUACUUCAGAGACGCUGAAGAGAUCCAUGGCAGGUCGCAGGCUGUCCAGCAAACAACCCAUUGAUCAGGACUGGGAGGGACCCUCCACUUACCAUGGUUAA
This is a messenger RNA of Chanos chanos (milkfish), 3606 nucleotides long. It is a transcript of the gene cspp1a, whose product is annotated as centrosome and spindle pole associated protein 1a. Gene Ontology annotation, cellular component: spindle pole; centrosome; microtubule. Gene Ontology annotation, biological process: positive regulation of cytokinesis. The record is from RefSeq and is a predicted model, not a curated record. NCBI's taxonomy places the organism in Eukaryota, Metazoa, Chordata, Actinopteri, Gonorynchiformes, Chanidae. The transcript is spliced from 28 exons.